This is a messenger RNA of Amyelois transitella, 3267 nucleotides long. It is a transcript of the gene su(r), whose product is annotated as dihydropyrimidine dehydrogenase [NADP(+)]. Gene Ontology annotation, cellular component: cytosol; cytoplasm. NCBI's taxonomy places the organism in Eukaryota, Metazoa, Arthropoda, Insecta, Lepidoptera, Pyralidae. The record is from RefSeq and is a predicted model, not a curated record. Gene Ontology annotation, molecular function: iron-sulfur cluster binding; dihydropyrimidine dehydrogenase (NADP+) activity; NADP binding. Gene Ontology annotation, biological process: 'de novo' pyrimidine nucleobase biosynthetic process; thymine catabolic process; uracil catabolic process. The coding region runs from base 118 to 3198 and encodes 1026 amino acids. The transcript is spliced from 23 exons.
UCUCAAAUGAAUGAGUUUAGUCGUAAGUGGGCGCUGCCAGUGUGCGGUCCCCUGCGCCUGCGUCAAAAAAUAAUAUCUUUGUUUACGUUUAUUAUUCCGUUUGAGUAGAGUUUAAAAAUGGCGAAACUUUUGAGCAAAGAAUUGCCUGAUAUUGAGAACCUCUUGAAACUAAACCCGACGGUAAAGCCUUACACCAAUUUGGUGCCCUCUGCGCUGACCAAGAAGAACAAACAGCAUUGGAAGAGAAAUGCGGAUCGGAAGUGCAAUACCUGUCCAUCGUUGACAAAGAAUUUUGACGACAUUAAACACACGACACUCUCCGAAAGAGGCGCUUUGAAAGAAGCAGCUCGCUGCUUGAAGUGUGCUGACGCUCCGUGCCAAAAAUCCUGCCCCACCCAGAUCGAUGUCAAGAGUUUCAUAUCCAGCAUCAGUACUAAGAAUUACUAUGGCGCCGCCAAAGCGAUCCUCUCUGACAAUCCCUUGGGGCUGACGUGCGGUAUGGUGUGCCCCACCAGCGACCUCUGCGUGGGAGGAUGCAAUCUCCACGCCUCAGAAGAAGGAGCCAUCAAUAUCGGUGGGCUUCAGCACUUUGCUGUUGAUGUGUUCAUGAAAAUGGGUAUCCCUCAGACUUUGGACCCCAAUCGCAAGCCGUUGCCCCGUGGAGGCAACCAGAAGAUAGCUCUAAUUGGGGGUGGACCGGCCAGUAUUAGCUGUGCUUGCUUUCUAGCCAGACUGGGGUAUAAAGAUAUUACAGUUUAUGAGAAGGAGAAAUACUUUGGAGGACUCAGCUCUUCCGAGAUCCCUCAGUACCGUUUGCCUUUCGAUGUGGUCCAAUUUGAAGUUGAUCUCGUGAAGAACUUGGGUGUUAAGUUUGUUGCCGGUAGGAAACUGUCGACUAACGACAUCACUAUUGAUGGUCUAUUGAAAGAAGGUACUGAUGCAGUUUUCCUCGGCAUUGGUCUCCCAGAACCGAAGGUAGAACCGAUCUUCAAAGAUCUCACUCAAGAGAUGGGUUUCUUCACCAGUAAAAGCUUUCUGCCUCUGGUCUCCAAGGGCAGUAAAAGAGGAAUGUGUGCUUGCAAAUCCGCGCUACCCGAAUUAUACGGAUCAGUGAUAGUACUUGGCGCGGGGGACACCGCCUUCGACUGCGCCACGUCUGCUUUGCGUUGCGGAGCGAGACGUGUGUUCGUGUGCUUCCGAAAGGGAUUUAACCACAUUCGAGCAGUUCCUGAGGAGGUGGAUUUAGCGAAAGAAGAAAAAUGUGAAUUUAUGCCAUUUGUUGCACCACAAGAAGUUAUAGUCAAAGAUGGAAAAAUUUCUGGCUUGAAAAUGUGCCGGACUGAGCAACUGGACAGUGGUGAAUGGAUUGUGGAUAGCGAACAAGUGCUGACCGUCAAAGCCAACUUCAUCAUCUCCGCUUUCGGUUCCGGAUUGUAUGAUAAAGAUGUGAAAGACGCAAUGUCUGGAGUCCAAUUGAACAAUUGGGGUUUGCCCGAAGUGGACCACGUGACGAUGAGGACGAGCCUCCCCCAGGUGUUCGUGGGGGGGGACCUCGCCGCCGUGGCCGAGACCACGGUGGAGAGCGUCAACGACGGCAAGGCGGCCGCUUGGCACAUGCAUUGCUAUCUACAGGGUCUACCAUCAGACUCUCCUCCAGAGCUGCCGAAGUUCCACUGUCCUAUUGACGAUGUGGACUUAUCAGUGGAAGUCUGCGGUAUCAGAUUCGAGAAUCCGUUCGGUCUGGCGAGCGCGCCGCCCACCACGAGCACGGCCAUGAUCCGCCGCGCCUUCCUCCAGGGAUGGGGGUUCGCUGUCACCAAGACAUUCGGCCUUGAUAAGGAUCUGGUGACCAACGUGUCGCCGCGAAUCGUCCGCGGGGUGACCUCUGGUGAGAACUACGGGCCGGGGCAGGGCUCCUUCUUGAACAUAGAGCUGAUCUCCGAGAAGUGCGAGGCUUAUUGGUGCCAGAGCAUUACUGAGCUGAAGAGGGACUUCCCCAAUAAAGUAAUAAUAGCCUCAAUAAUGUGUUCGUACAACGAAGCUGACUGGACGGAGCUGGCGAAGAAGGCGGAGGCUGCAGGCGCUGACGCCCUGGAACUGAACCUCUCGUGUCCCCACGGCAUGGGGGAAUCCGGCAUGGGUUUAGCAUGUGGACAGGACCCAGUCCUCGUGAAAGGCAUAUCGCAGUGGGUGCGCAAGGCAGUGAAGAUACCCUUCUUUGUGAAACUGACGCCCAACAUCACCGACAUUGUUAGCAUCGCCGAGGCUGCAUACCAAGGUGGCGCCGACGGAGUGUCUGCCAUCAACACGGUGUCCGGCCUCAUGUCGGUCAGGCCGGAUGCGACGCCGUGGCCAGCUGUUGGUCGCGAAAAACACACUACCUACGGCGGUGUAUCGGGCAACGCCACUCGCCCGAUGGGCCUCCGCGCGGUGUCCGCCAUCGGCAAUCACCUGGCCGGCUUCCCCGUGCUGGGCAUCGGCGGCGUCGACUCUGCGGACGCGGCGCUGCAGUUCAUCAUGUGCGGCGCGCCUGUCGUGCAAAUAUGCAGCGCCGUUCAGAAUCAAGACUUCACGGUGGUAGAAGACUACAUUACUGGUCUGAAAGCGCUUCUGUACCUACGUUCCAUGGGCCUCCAGGAUUGGACCGGGCAGUCACCGCCGAAGUUCAAACACCAGAAAGGAAAACCUGUGCAGACUUUAUACGACCAGGAUGGAAAGGUACUCGCCCAUUUCGGUCCAUACGGCAAGGAGCGCGAAGAAAUCCUCCAUGAGCUCCGACUGAAGUCUGACCUCCUCGGUGACAAUAUGGUCGAGAACCAUCUCACCCACAACGAGGUCAACGGCCACACAGCGGUCCCCAGCAUCAGAGACAUGGUGGGAGUGGCCCUUCCCAGGAUCGGAACUUACAAACACUUGGAUAAUACUAAACAAGUCGUCGCUUUGAUUGAUGAUGAUAUGUGCAUCAACUGUGGAAAAUGUUACAUGGCGUGUGCUGAUUCGGGAUACCAAGCUAUAGAAUUCGACCCUAACACCCACAUUCCGCACGUGACUGACGAUUGCACCGGCUGCACUUUAUGCCUGUCUGUUUGUCCUAUCAUCGAUUGCAUUUCAAUGGUGCCCAAGCAGAUACCUCACGUCGUGAAGCGCGGACUUCGCUAUAACGUGUUACCCGUGUCACCACUAGAUCAAGUGUUCUGAAUAAAAUGAAAUAAUGGCUCAAAUAUAAAAAUAUAUUAACAUACAAAUAUAUAUUAUUCUUCAGUAAAA